CAUAAAUUGACGUAGGAGGGCGGAAGUGACUCUAGAGGGUGAAGGACGGCUCUGGGAGCUGCUACUGCUGCCAUGGUCGGGCCUUUGUGCCGGCUGCGGUUGGUAGCGCACCUCUUUCGCCCUCGAGGUGCGACAGGAGUGGCUUCGGGGGCCCGGAGUGCAAGCACAGAGGCGCAUGCCCCAUUUCUUUACCGUCAAUUCCCAGUGAUUUCACGGUCCCAGAUAAUAAAGGCUGAACUGAUCAGUGGUUUCAUGUGGUUCUGGAUCCUGUGGAACUUUUGGCAUGACCCUGAUAUUGUGCUGGGCCACUUCCCUUAUCCAGAUGCUUCGAAGUGGACAGAUGAAGAACUGGGAAUCCCCUCUGAUGAUGAGUAGUCAACUUGAAUAAUUUGUUCAGAGUUUCUGAGAUCUGUGGAAAUGGAUGCUUCACUUCAUGUAAAAUUUUAAUUCAAAUUGUAAAUAAAAUGAAGAAAAUAUA
Molecule: messenger RNA, 478 nt
Organism: Sphaerodactylus townsendi
Lineage: Eukaryota; Metazoa; Chordata; Lepidosauria; Squamata; Sphaerodactylidae
Gene: NDUFB2
Product: NADH:ubiquinone oxidoreductase subunit B2
Exons: 4
Coding region: 73-375 (100 amino acids)
Cellular component (GO): mitochondrial inner membrane
Source: RefSeq, a predicted model, not a curated record